CAAGUUGGAAUGAAUUCCUCAUUAAAAUAACGAAACGUUUGUGUUCACAUCACGUCCACGUCAAGCGCCUUUUUUUCUUCUAUCGUGCGAUAAUAUGUUCUGUUGCAUUAUAAAUUUCCACAAAAUUCGUACGCGCAGUUCGUUGUUAAUUUUUUUCCUCAUCUCAAAUGGCAUCUACUGUCAGAAUUUCUUUGUUAUCAAUUAAUCUCAUUUUUAGUCAAGCUUUGGUGGUUUACUGUAGGCAUUGAAGAAACAUACUGCAAAGUUUUAUUGCAGUAGAAUCAGAUUUAGCCUAGCCUCUAUACCAGUUUUGAAAACGAGGUUUUUUGAAAAAGGGUAGAAAAUGUUUUCUGUUCCCACAUGGCUUGCUACAUUAAGUAAGAGGUCACGAAAGCAGGGUUAAUUUCUUAAAUAAGGAAAUGAAAAGGAAUCGAGGAAAGAAAAGAUCAUCUGCAAGCUUAUAUGAGGGACUCAGCAAAGAUGAGACUCCUUAUCAAAAGCUACUUGGAUCCAUUGACUUCAAGCAGAUGGCCAAAGGAACACUUGGAAAAUUUCUAAAAACAGAAGUUGAAAGCAAGAGAAAUGUUGCUCAAUCACAAGAAGACAUUGAAGCAGAAGUGAAAGAAGACAAAAAUGAAAAAUAUGUGAAUGUGGAAAGCGAUGAAGAUAAAUCAUCUAGCUCAGAUGUGGAAGAAGCAGACAACAUCGAUGAUGAUGAAAAUGAUGUUAAUGAAUCGGAAUCUGAAGAUGAGAAUGACACAGAAGUAAAAGGUGAAGUGGAAACAUAUAAAGAUCCCUUCAAAGUUCACUUUGAGAAUGACAUUGAGGAAGAAGCUGUCAAUAAAUUGAAGGAAGGAAGUUUUGACCGCAGACAGAUGCUUAUUCCAGAUUUUGGUUUAGUAGAUGAUUUUCAUUCUUUGGAUAUAUUUCCAAAAUCUUCAUAUUACUCCACCCUUGAAGAGGCUUCCUUGGUCAAAGCAAAGGUCAAAGAUAAGUUGACUGAAAGAUGGCAUAAAGUAAAUCAGAGUGAAUUGAAACAAGGUACAUUCACUGAGCUUCAGAAUUCGUUGUUCAACCACAUAAAUUGUUAUAAGGACGUGUUUUACUCACAGAGAGAUUUUGACAAUGGUGAAGAAAUUCGAAAACUAUAUUGCCUUCACGCUGUUAAUCACAUUUUAAAAACUAGGUCUCGGAUUCUAAAGAGUAAUGCCAAGAUUGUCCAAUCGCAAAAGGAUAAUACAGAAACUCCCGAAUUCAGAGACCAAGGUCUCGCCCGACCAAAGGUGCUGAUACUGGUACCGUUUCGUGACUGUGCACUUCGAAUCAUCAAUUUGAUUAUACAACUAACACUUCCUACGAACGAAAAGGCCCAGGUUAUGAACAAGAAAAGGUUCUAUGAUGAGUUCAAAGACACUUCGCAGCCUGAAAACAGCCAGCGUUAUAUGCCGGAUGAUUUCAAGGCCAUGUUUAAUGGAAAUACCGAUGACUGCUUUCGUAUUGGAAUAACGGUGAUGAGACGCGCGUUGAAGCUGUUUGGGGAUUUUUACUCGAGUGACAUCAUAGUGGCUUCUCCGCUGGGACUCAGAAUGAUUAUUGGUGGAGAGGGUGAGAAGAAACGUGAAUAUGAUUUUCUGUCGUCAAUCGAAGUGUUGAUUGUUGAUCAAGCUGACGUUUUUCUUAUGCAAAACUGGGAGCAUGUUCUGGAUAUUUUUAAUCAUAUCAACCUUCAACCAAUGCAACCUCGAGAAACUGAUUUCUCUAGAGUAAGAAUGUGGGCUUUAAAUUCAUGGUCAAAACUCUAUCGACAGACCCUGCUUUUCAGUAGUUUUAUCACACCAGAACUGAAUUCAGUUUUCAACAAAUAUUGCAGCAAUUACGCUGGAAAGGUCCGAAUCAAAGCUGCGUCGCUACCUGGCACCGUCAGGCAAGUUGUGCUGCAGAUUCCACAGGUUUUUCAUCGGAUUGAUUGUCAAUCUUUGGAGAAUGAAGCAGAUAAGAGAUUCGAUUACUUUAUUAAAAAGGUCUUGCCCGAGUUAAAUAAUCCAUUGAGCCGGAACACAGCGAUAUUCAUUCCAUCAUACUUUGAUUUUGUUCGCAUACGAAAUUACUUCAAGAAGGAAGAGCUUGAUUUUCUACAGAUAAAUGAGUACUCUGAGCGAUCAAAUAUAUCACGAGCAAGGACCAAGUUCACUCAGAAGCAGUGCCAUUUUCUUCUUUUCACGGAGCGGUUCUAUUUCUUCUAUAGAUAUCGAAUUAGAGGCAUCAGAAAUAUUGUCUUCUACCAGCUACCUCUGUACCCUGUGUUCUUUCCUGAAAUCAUAAACUACAUGGAUGCUGAGAGCUCUUCAAACUCAACAUGCACUGUUUUGUACAGUAAAUUUGACAGCAACAGGCUUGAGGCUAUCACAGGAACGCAGAAAUGCAAACAAAUUAUUGUAUCAUCGAAAAACAUUCACAUGAUUGUUGCCGGCAAUUAAGGACAAUGUUUUUGUAUUUAUAUUUCAUAAUCUUUUUUAAUGCAAAAUAUUUACAAGAAUAACGUAUUUGCCGAUAUUUCUGGCCUUCCGAUUAUUCAAUAAAUGAUCCCUUGAUGACUUAAUGAUUUAAUUUGCCCUUGUUAUUUACUUCUUUUUAAUUACGCCGGGAUUUUUAGAUUUUUUCACCGCACAAUACUUCAGUUAGGAGCAUCGCACUCAUUAAAAAUCCAAUAGUUGAUUUGAAUAUUAUUAAAAACUCGAUGGCUAACGUGUAAUGUUCAGGUUUUACCCAGCUUUCUAGUCUCGUUGUCAUUUUUCUUAUGAUUCAAAUCGAGUAGCUGCCAACCGCCACUCGUUAUUCAUAGUUACUUUUCAAGAGCAAGGCAUUUACUGUUAACAAACUUUUCCAUGUGUACAUAUAUAACAAUAAUUAAAUUUUCAACAGAAUUUAAUCACCACUCUAGAAAUCGUGCUCUGGAAUUGCUAAGCACUUUUUAAUGCUGUAGUGUGCAGAUGUUGAACUAAUUUAUCCUAGUUGCUUCAGUCUCUUUUCUUUUAAGUAUUCUUUAUAUAAGUCCCCACGAAGUUUACAAAAUACUGAAUCAACUGGAUCUAAAAUCUGUAUGAUAAGACAAUCCUCACUCAAAGUUUCUCUCACUUCUCCGAUUUAUUCAUCUUAAUCUUGGUCAGCUUAAUAUCUUUUCUACUUGUGAUUAGUCGGUCUAGCCAUGUUAUCAGUUGGUUUUUAUGUUUAAAAAUACAUGCCUUUUAUUGGUAUCUUUUGUUGAAGAUAUCAUGGCAAAAUAAAAAAUUGUCCCUAGGAUUCUACGGGAAAUCGUAUACUGUCUUGAGUAUUCGCUUAUGUCAUAUAUGAUUACCUGGUUUCGAAUGAUAUGUUACUUUGUAAAAGCUUCUUGACAUCGAUUUUUAUAUGAAAUCGCGCCAAAUAAUCAUAUGAGGAUAAAUAGCCGAAGCUAAAAUGUCUCAAAUCCGUUUUAAUCAUGCAAUCAAUAAAUUUAAAAUUCAGCAAAAUUUGACAGAGACAUGAUUAUCAUUGUAGCCAGAUUGAUUGAAAGAUGUAGUCGGAUCUCGAUGACUAAAUUAUCCAACAAGGAUUUGAUUGCAUCUAGACAACAUGAAGCAGAAUUUGAGAAAUGGCAGAAAGAACUUUUCCCCAAAACUUUUUGGCAGUUAAAUACGAUGCCUGUUGAAAAGGGGCCAGUUAUAACUACGAUCGAAUAAGAAAAUAAUCCUUACAGGUUUAGGUACCUUUCAAACAUCAAGGGGAUGAAAUGCCGUAGAAAAAGUGAAAAUGAACAACAAUAUUUGAAAGUUUGUAGGAAGAAAGGGCACGUGCAGUGAAAUUUGACUAACUAAAACGGUUUGGUUGUAUUUCAUUGUGGUAUAUGUAUUAAAUUUCGUUAACAUGGUUGAUUAGGGAAAGAGGAAUGUAAAAAUUAAAUAAAUAGAAAAUAUGGCAAAGCAGUAAAUAGAAAAGGUCAAAGAAGGAGUUCAAUUAAGACAGCCAUGUCCAGAGUCACCGAUAAUUUCAACCCCGAAACUGGCUAAUCAUAAGUUGUAAAUUGACAAUCAAAGGGUAUAU
Messenger RNA from Rhopilema esculentum, 4080 nucleotides. RefSeq names its product U3 small nucleolar RNA-associated protein 25 homolog. Gene Ontology annotation, cellular component: nucleolus; small-subunit processome. Gene Ontology annotation, biological process: maturation of SSU-rRNA from tricistronic rRNA transcript (SSU-rRNA, 5.8S rRNA, LSU-rRNA). Gene Ontology annotation, molecular function: U3 snoRNA binding; rRNA binding. NCBI's taxonomy places the organism in Eukaryota, Metazoa, Cnidaria, Scyphozoa, Rhizostomeae, Rhizostomatidae. The record is from RefSeq and is a predicted model, not a curated record.